Cannabis sativa is the source of this 1554-nucleotide messenger RNA. Its product is annotated as ribonuclease MRP protein subunit POP4. Gene Ontology annotation, biological process: tRNA 5'-leader removal; rRNA processing. The record is from RefSeq and is a predicted model, not a curated record. Gene Ontology annotation, cellular component: ribonuclease MRP complex; ribonuclease P complex. Gene Ontology annotation, molecular function: ribonuclease P RNA binding. The transcript is spliced from 9 exons. Bases 322 to 1233 code for a protein of 303 amino acids. NCBI's taxonomy places the organism in Eukaryota, Viridiplantae, Streptophyta, Magnoliopsida, Rosales, Cannabaceae.
GGAUAAAAGGGAAGUCUAGUGGAAAAGUUUGAACCCAUAACAAAACUCUUGACAAUAUAGCGGCACAUGUUUCUUUUUUUACCCUUUUUAAAAUUGAAACAAGUACUGAUAGCAACUCAUGAAGAAUAUUUUCUCAGCCGUGUACUUACACUUGAGAGAGACGGCGAAGCGGACGGCCUCGCUCGUGAGGACUUCAACUGCUGUCUGACUGUCUGACAACUUCACCGUCAACUCCUUUCCUUGCAACUCUCACUUUGACCAUUGUUUUCUCCACUCAAUUCUCAUUUUGAGGAGGAAGUGUAAACUAUUAUUGUAGCUUCCAUGUCUAGUGACACAACUCCACGAGAUCAAAUGAAGCGUAGUUUGGUGGCCUUAGAGCGAAGGUUUGCAGCUGCGAAAGCUGAUCUUGUUGUUCAGCAGCAAAAAAAGGAUAUAAAAUAUGGAAAAGAGCCUAGAUGUAUUGGUUCUUCUUCUAUGGCUCCUACUACAACUAUAGCCCCUUCUAAGAAAGGAAAUUUCACCUUCUCAGGUCAUGCUCCCUCAGAAGAGGUCGAUAAAAAUGAUAAAGCAUACAUAAAACUCUCUCAAACCGUACAUGAGAAUCUGUUGACAACCAAUAUUGAGGGGAUUUCUAGCAGAGAAGAAAGCAAAGUUGAUCAUAUUUUGCAUGAACUUCUUCAAAAUGGUGAUUCAGCUCAUAAGUACAUGCAAGGAUCCAGAAACAAAAGAAUUGACAAUUGGAUUCUCCUGGAUAAUUAUGUCCAUGGACGAAGUAUAUCUACUGGUUCUCGUAUAAGAGCUUUGCGAAUGCACUCGAAGCGUUCAAAAAAACACAUGUCCAUGAAACAACAUAAAAAACAUGGGUCACUUGAUUUGCCUCAAGAGUUCCAUAAAUUUGAAAACUUUAAACCAAUGCACGAGCUUUGGAAAGGUUACAUGACACAACUUCUUAAAAGUAGUGGGAAAAAUCAGUUGGCUCAGUGUCUUCUGGAUGCGGAUUUACAUGGUGCUAUUAUUUUAGUUGCCCAGUGUAAAAUAGCUGCUUUCACUGGAGUGAGUGGUAUCAUGAUUCGUGAAACUGCAGAAACAUUUGGGAUUGUUACACAAGAUAACAAAUACCGAGUUGUACCGAAAAAGGUCUCAGUCUUUAUACUCCAAGUAGAUUGUUGGAAGGUUACAUUGCACGGAGACAAACUCACUUCAAGAAUUUCUACCAUGACCAACCAAUUUUGACUAUUGGAAGAAAAUAGUACGAGGGAUUUUGCUUUCAGGAACUGGUUUUUCAUUGAGUUUAUCUAUGGUGCAGUACAUAUGGUUUGAUUGUCUUUGUCUAAUCUCAGAAGUAAAAUAUUUCUUUUAUUCCUGUUAUAAUAAAGUUCAUUCUUAACAUGUUAUUGAACUUGUUUUAGGUUCGAGGCCCUCCUAGGCUAGGAACUUACAUAGAAAUUGUAUGACUUUUUGGUCUAUAAAAUAUUGUAGAGUCGGGUGAAAAUAGCAGAUUAAAAACAAAAUGCAUACAAAAAUUAAUAAAAAGAGGUAUGUAGUUUCUUUCCA